This is a messenger RNA of Camellia sinensis, 1599 nucleotides long. NCBI's taxonomy places the organism in Eukaryota, Viridiplantae, Streptophyta, Magnoliopsida, Ericales, Theaceae. The record is from RefSeq and is a predicted model, not a curated record.
UAACAAUCUCAGUCAACCUAUCUCUUAAAACAAACGUGCGAUAUAUAUAUUUCUUCUUCUAUUCAUUACUUACAAUUUGCAAGAUCUGCAGAUAGGUGAGCAAAAAGAUAAGGUUUGGUAAGACAUUAAGCUAUGCAAAGCUGAAGAAUACUGAUUAGGAAAUUCUUGUGAAUCUUGUUGGUGACGAGGAAAGAUAUUUAAAAUCUCACAUGGUGCUAAAAUCUUGAGAUCUUAGAGAAUUUUCUUUUCUGUACACCCUUCAUUCAAAGUUGAAUCUCUCUAUCUCACCGUGACUCCAGAUUGAGUAAGAUUGAUGGUGUUGGAAUUUUAUCAUUCAUAUCUAGAUCGGGUUAUUCUUGACAUCAUUUGAGAGACUUACAUCUUUAAAAGGAAUGAUUUGUCUCAUGUUGAAAUUUCAACUGGAUCACAUAGUUAAGAUUUUUUACCAACCAAAGUUAAUCAACGGAGUUCUCUUACAAGUCAGAAUUAAUGAAAGGGUUCAACUAGAGCAUGAGUUAGAAUACUGGGCCAAGGAAUUUCACAAUUUCAUUAAAAAAUCAUGUCAUUUGGUCCAUGGUGGGGAAAAUUGCAAUUCUAUGAUCUCUUGCAAGCUUAUCUCAAUUCAUGAUUUGGUGAAUGUAUUCUACAAUUUCUUUAAAUAAAGAUACAGAUUGGGAGAGCUUUAUCCUCUGAAAUUCGAAUCUCAAACUAGUUUCUUCUUCAAUAUUUGUUUCAAAAAAAAAAAAAGAAAAAAAAAAGAGAAAAGGUGGAUUGAAAAUGAGUGCCCUGCAAGGUGUAUUUUCAAUUGUAGGGGCAAUUACAGGGAGAAUAGUUGAGCCAGUGAUCCAAUUAGUGGUGCUCCACGUUGGUUUUGUUGUUCAGUACAAGAAGAAGCAGGAGAAACUAGAAGUCGAAAUUAAAAACCUUGAAGAGAAGAGAAAACUAAUCGAAGAAAAAGUUGAUGAAGCCAUUACUCGUGGUGAAGAAGUUGAUGAACCUGUUUCAAAUUGGCUAGUAGAGGUGGAAGAAAGACUUCAGAAAAUUAAGGAUGACAAUAUUAUUAAUGAAAACAUGCAGUGCUUUAAAUUCUCAUGUCCGGAUUACAUCUCGCGAUACCGUAUGAGCAAGGAAGCCGAAAACAAGAUGAAAGAAGUAAGAAAUCUCACUCAGAGUGGCAAUUUUAGCACAGUUGCACAUCCUAAGCCAUUUGCUCAAGAACUUCAAUUCCCAUCAUCAAGUGCAAACUAUGCAAAUUUUGAGUCGCGAAAAUCGGUUUGCGAGAACAUCAUGGCGGCAUUACAAGAUUCCAAUGUUAAAAUGAUUGGAGUAUAUGGAACAGGAGGAGUUGGUAAGACGACAAUGGUCGAAGAGAUUGGCAAACAAGUGAAAAAUAGACUUUUUGAUGAAGUCGUGGUGGCAGUUGUCUCUCAGGACGCAAAUGUGAGCAAUAUUCAAGGGCAACUCGCUGAUCGCUUAAGUAUGAAACUAAAAGGGGAAACUGAAGUGGGAAAAGCAAAUGAACUGUGGAAUAGAUUAAACAAUGGGAAGAAAAAUCUCAUUAUAUUGGAUGAUAUGUGGCAAGAAUUGUAUAUUGGAUGA